AUGAGGCUUGGCAUGAGGCAAACAGCCACUCAGCUUCUAGAAGGCCCCUCCAUAUUCUCCGGAAGAUUGAUGGUGCGGAGCCUAGCGCACUUUGAUUUCGCGGCCGCAUCCCCCAGCUUCGCGACGGCCUGGGAUUUUUCGAUUGACACGCGCAGCACCAGGAAGCGUGGAGCGCAGCCUUCCAUCAAUAGUUAA
Molecule: messenger RNA, 195 nt
Organism: Podospora pseudopauciseta
Lineage: Eukaryota; Fungi; Ascomycota; Sordariomycetes; Sordariales; Podosporaceae
Exons: 2
Coding region: 1-195 (64 amino acids)
Source: RefSeq, a predicted model, not a curated record